Messenger RNA from Mycena citricolor, 3526 nucleotides. NCBI's taxonomy places the organism in Eukaryota, Fungi, Basidiomycota, Agaricomycetes, Agaricales, Mycenaceae. The record is from the annotation of a GenBank genome assembly.
GGACAGCGCAUCGAUCAUGUCUGCCGGAGCACGUUCGUUGGUCGGAUCGCUGUACUCGCUGACGAUCGGAGGGGAGCGUGUGCAAAAACGCCGGCGGCCUCAGUUUUCCGAUCUCGGUGCGCCGGAGUGGCACCCGGAAGAUAAGGUACCCAUCCCUGACGACAUGCCGGGCACCGUGUCCAGAAGUGACAUCGGCGCGUACACCGUCGCUCAUGGGACCGUGCUUCCGCUCCGUCUCGACGACAAGAGCCACUGGCUGUCGCUCAUCCUGUACAAUCAUGCGGCAGAGACGUCGCUCGCUGCGAUGUACCACAACGAAGCCAAAAUCUGCGGCGAACUGCGUCUUUCUAUAGAGAAGCCAAAGAGCAUUUCAAGCCUCGAUAUCUGGCUGGCAGCAAUUGCUCCCAAUGGACAGCUCCUGAGCCUGACUGCCAAUCUCUGGUCCCGACACAAAGGUGACCCAAAGCACCCGGGCGCGAAGAAUCCGAGCGUCUUCAAGGACAAAUUUCCCAGUGGCACUUACGUGUUCCCGUUUGAGCUCCCUGCGUUCCCGAGAUUCGUCCAGGUGUCGCACCCUGACCACGAGAACCAACGCGGGAUGGUCGCGCUGCCACCGUCGGGCAAGGUCAAGUUCACAUGUGGCGUUGGCGUGCGACGAGACUCGGUCGGCGGAAUCAACGAAGACAUGGACAUGAUUUUGCAGUACAUCCCUCUCACGCGGAACUUGCCGAAAGCGCCAUCGCCGUUUCCUUUCCUGACCUCCCGCGAAGAGUGGCCGUUCAAGCGCGAGUCGAUCGGCGGCUGGGUGCUCACGCCGUUCGGCGGUCGGGGACGAAUCGGGACCGACAUCGUGGAGGUGGAAGGAAUUCUCGGCGUGCAAGAUCCGGCGGUUUUUCAGGCUGGACAGACUGUGGACUUUGUGCUUCUUCUCUGGUCGAAGAGCGCGGAUGCCAUCACGUUGCUCGCGCAGCCAGCCGCAAUCAGCGUCGGCCACUACAAAGCAGAUUUGAUGCCGUCCUCGGAAGCUCUGCGGCCGCGUUCGCAGUCCCGACAGACAAGGACCCUCGAGCGCACAGCCGAUGGACGGAUCUGGCUCGCUGAAUCCGGACGACCGGCGCAGGGAGAGUCGGCUCCUCCGCUGGUCUACCUCAGCCACGUCCCAGAAUUGGCGCCGCCCAGCUCGCCGAAGACCCCGACUCUACCGUCUCGAAUGCAGAGUUUCGUUUCGGCUGAUGACCCUGAGGAGGAAGAGAACCAGCUGGAGGCGGCAGAUCAAUUUGACGACGCAUUCGGCGACACCGAGCAGAUUGUUCGCCUUGAAGGGGAGAUUGUCAUCCCUCCAUCAAGGCCCGUGAGCUACCGGUACACUGAACUGGGGCGAGAGUACAGUCUUCAACUACACAUCACACACCCUCAAUACGCCCAUAUCUCUCCGACGGGGGCAGGUCUCGUGGCUGAAGUCCCUCUCUGGAUCACUGCCGAUCGACCCAUCCACAGCGGCCCAGUGGACCUGAAUGCCGAUGCCGACUAUCUGGCAUCACUACCCUUGAAAGGUGCUACUAUCCCCGUGGGACCUGGGGCAAUUCGAUGGCCGAAGAGUGUGGGAGAGCGUGCACGCCACCCUCGUGGCGGCAAGCCCAAACUGGGACAGGCAUUUCUUGGCUUGAGGUCACUCCCAGGACAAAGCGUGGGUGUAUCAUAGACGGGACCAUUUCAUAAUCCAUCAGAUGAGUGUACUUAUUACUUCCGCUUAAGGGAACAAUGUUUCCUAUUUCGGAAUCAAGGUCGAACGUGACUCUUUAGACCUGAGGGACCAUCGCAGAAAGCUGUUCAGGCAGAACCGGACGUUUGAGCCACUCGUCCAUCCAGCCACUCUGAGCGCCCUGGCUGUGCUCGACGCUGGGCAAGGCAAACACGGCUGUGACAAGCCAGAUAUCCUCGGGCCCUGAGCUGUGUUCUCCCAUUAGAGUCGGGAGGACGGCUCUGGGCACCAUCAGAUUUGAAUUUGCGUCCGUACGAAGGGCCACGCCCUUGCGUUCCUGGCCACCGACUGAGAGGAUGCCAACGACACCCGCCUCGGAUGCAGCUCGGGCCCGGCCCGGCCCGGCGAAGGUACCAAAACGCUCGUCACUAGAUUCUUCAUCCAGGGGAUCUAGGUGUCUUCCGUCUUCACGCUGACCGUAGACAGCAAACCCGCCCUCGGCUGAAGUGAGCGACCGGCCCUUCCGGAUCCGAUGUAUGCGCAGGUGCCAUAGCGGUGCCGCUGUGGAAGGAGGGACGAGCCAAGUUUCCACAGCGACGUCUUUCCACGGAUACCACAUCGAGCGCAGCCAGCCGACACCCGGGCCCUCGAACCGCGCCUCCCGGGUGUCCCGUCGGCAUUUCCAGGUCUCCCCUCCGUCGUCGCUCAGCGCGAGCGUGUUGUCGCCGGCGAGUUCCUCGAGGGUCCCGUUCCCGACGGGUACGCUGUAGCCGAACGCUGAGGAAUAUGCGAGCUUGCCGUAUUUGGCUGGGCCUUGCUUAACGGGGUAGGAACACUGUUGGCCGGAGGACAGGAUGUAGCAAUGUCCGCCGAGAUUGGUGGCGAUAUGCAGCGGGUGCUUCAGCGCCUUGGUCGUAUUCAGUAGCGUGGUCGGAUACGGCUCUUCUUCGGCAGUCCAGAAGGGAUGUGACUCGGGAAGGGAGAGAGCGAUGAACGACUUGCAGCACCAGUACGGGGAUCCCGGCGAGUUGUAGUUCUCGGUCAUGUUGUGAUUGGGAUAACAGUAGCCGAUGGUGAGAGUGCCGUCGCUGUUGAAUGCCCCAGCUUGCUUGGCCCACCAUCGGAUGUUGCGUAGUUGUAUUCCUUUGACGACACCCCAUGUCAAGGGGGCCGGAAGGUCGACAUCGGCAAAGGCAAGUGCACCCCAGAAUGCAGACAUCGCGAAACGGUACGUCAAACUCCUGCCGAAAGGAAUCGCGCGACCUGGACAAGGUUCAGAAGAGAGGGUGCAUACAGCCCGAAACCGUACCCUCAGCAUCAAAGUAGUGCACAAAAUCCAGCGCAAAUUGGCGAGCCCUGUUCCUAUAUUCCUCGCAGCGCACUGGAUCGUCUUUCUGAGCCAGCUUGGAGUAGACGAGCUGAGCGUACUGAAUCGCGAACGAGGAUGAGUAAUAGUCGAGUUGCACAACACCCUCCGGGCCAUCGCGAGACCACCCAUCACCGAUAUAGAACGUAUCGAGAUGGUCCAUGUCCGCCUUCAUUCGCUCAGCAUCGAAACGCGAGGAACCUGCUCUCGACAAGCCAAGAUUCGCAAAGACCUGUUGACGUGAGCGAGAGCAAGCCGUCGACGGGACAGGAUGCCUACACGGAACCAAAGCCAAUUCGUAUUCGGCAUCGCCUUGUCAUUCAUCCCACCGAGCCAGCGUUCAAAAUUCAUCUUGGCUUCAGGCGAGAGAGGAUCCCACAGUUUCUCCUUGGCCACGGCAAUGGAGAAUCCAAUAGCAGAGCAUUCAACCAUCCGCUGGUCCUUGUCCCGCAUCUCGC